AAUUUAGUAACAAAACAUAGUAAUUUCUCUUGAGUAACUAGUGCUAAAUUUGGUAACACUUAAAUGCUUAUGUAACGCGGGAAAUUUAAUUUGAGCUUCUAAUUACAUUGUAUUACUGGAAUAAUUGCGAUGUGCCGCCAAAUAACAAAAUAAAAUUUCUUUUAGAUUAAUAGCAAUUUUGCUUUCCUAUUAAUGCUUAUUUUAACCUCAUGUUUCGAACAAUCCAAUCGUAAUGUUCGUCAAGAAGACACAUUAGUAAUGUCAAGUUUGAAAAAUCUGAUUGUCUCUACUAAUGAAAAAGAAGGUAUUUUCCGCGCAAAUUUCCUCGCGCAGCCUCGGUACCGAUCGCAAUAAUUGCGAGCAUUAUGUACACUUACGUCGUCAAGACAACGCAUCGCGUGCCUCGCUUGAGCAAGCGCACGUACGUGUACUUGUUCGAUACAUGUAUCGCUGACAAUAAUCGUCCAAGGAAAAUUGCGUUUGCAAAAAUGUCUUUACAUUCGACACCCAUCCUAUAUUUGAAUAUGGGUGGCGAAAUGUUGUACGUUUUGCGACAGAGGCUAAAAGCGCAAAAAAUCGACGUCGACAAGACGAUACAAGUAUUGGACGACGUAACAGCCACUUUGCUCAAUCCUAAGAUACUGUCGCCGAUUUUCCAAGAAUCACCGAUGAUCGAGGUAGCACAGUUGCGCUCCACUUUAGAGAGCGUCGUUCUUUCAUCCAUCAUGAAGCUGGACAGGAGCAGCAUGGACAAACUGUUCGACCUGAUGAUCAUGAUGGUCAAGUAUCAAUUGCAGGCAGCUACUGGACCGAGAGAGGUCAUUCUCAUCACUCUAAAUCACAUGGACGCGAUGCGCGACAUGGUCAGCGAUGUAAAUGUACAAAAGAGCGUCAGUAUGGUGCAUCAGAUGAUCAUUAACUUUUAUGGCUGUCUGACUUUCGACGAGGUCUGGAAAGUACGGCAGAGUUGCCUCAAGGAAUUAGAGCCAUACAACGUGCGAGUCUCGAUCCUCCUGCGGCGCGGUUUGCAAAACGAUGACGCCAGCUUCAACGUAGUACCUCAGAAAUACGAUGAGAAAUAUGCAGAGCAGAGAAAUACUCUAGCCACCAUGAGAAUUAAAGACGUCAGCCCUGAAACAUGCUACGGAGGAUCCUUCGAUAGCUUUGGUGACAGAAAAACAUUGUUGGGCAAAAAUAUAUAUUUGCCAACAUACGGCCUAACGGAAAGUGCUAGGCGAGACAGUCAACAGUUACUAAGAGACUGCGGUGCGAAAGCAGAAUUAGGGAUGCUGGCUGUUCAACUGGGGACCGAGGAAACUAAUUACGAAAGACCGUUCACGCUUAACUUACUGUCAAACAUGGACGAGGAGAAUGUAAAUAAUACUAAUAAGGAAAUUGAUGCCGAGGGAAUUGACGCUAAACGAAGUAACGCGGGAAACGGAAAGCCGAAAUUAAACGAGGACUAUAAAGCCAAACUUGAUACUGUGUACGCCGAUUUUUUCGAGGACGAGCACGAAGGUUUGAAACGUAGUAUGGAUUUGCUCGAUCUUCUCGACGAAAUUGAAUAAUUUCAUAUUACAACCGAUGAAACAUACAAUACAUUGCAAUUAUUUUUCCUAUAUUUUCUUGCAUAUUUAUACACCGAUAUUUCUACUAGAAAUAAACUUGUCUCCAUGUGAAAAA
Molecule: messenger RNA, 1683 nt
Organism: Vollenhovia emeryi
Lineage: Eukaryota; Metazoa; Arthropoda; Insecta; Hymenoptera; Formicidae
Gene: OSCP1
Product: protein OSCP1
Biological process (GO): transport
Cellular component (GO): plasma membrane; cytoplasm
Source: RefSeq, a predicted model, not a curated record